Messenger RNA from Selaginella moellendorffii, 2319 nucleotides. Its product is annotated as cationic amino acid transporter 2, vacuolar. Gene Ontology annotation, biological process: amino acid transport; transmembrane transport. The transcript has 14 exons. Bases 181 to 2181 code for a protein of 666 amino acids. The record is from RefSeq and is a predicted model, not a curated record. NCBI's taxonomy places the organism in Eukaryota, Viridiplantae, Streptophyta, Lycopodiopsida, Selaginellales, Selaginellaceae. Gene Ontology annotation, molecular function: amino acid transmembrane transporter activity. Gene Ontology annotation, cellular component: membrane.
UUUUUUAGGGUUCUUGGGUCUUUUCGUCGAGCAGCUGCGCGGGCGCUGUGCAAUGCUGACGCCGAUCUGAUGGUCCCGCCCCGGAAUCUCAAGCUCUGAGCUGCCGGUAGUGAGAUUCUUGCCGCUUCACGUUUUCCACGCCUUGGCGGUCUAUGGGAUCCGGAGCUAGGUUUCGAUAGAAUGCGAGAGGGGAAGAAGAUCGGCAGUGGGAGCGGCGGCAGCGAGGAGACGAUGGAGGCGGAUUCAGCAGCGAUCGACAUCCCUUUCUUGGUCAGCGGCAGGAAGCGUGUGGGAUUCUCCACUCUCACGCGGCGCAAGCAUUCCAAUGCGCAGCAGCAUCGCAAGGGGAGCCCCCAGCUCGCCAAGCAUCUCAAAAUCUGGGAGCUCCUGGCUGUAGGGAUUGGAGCUACAAUCGGCGCUGGAGUCUAUGUUUUGGUUGGAACUGUGGCGCGAGACAAGGCAGGUCCUUCGCUAUCAGCUUCGUUCCUCAUCGCUGGAGUUGCCGCGGCUCUCUCGGCGUUUUGUUAUGCAGAGCUCGCGAGUAGAUGCCCCUCUGCUGGAAGCGCCUACCACUACGCUUAUCUAUGCGUUGGAGAAGGGAUCGCUUGGAUCAUUGGAUGGGCUCUCAUUUUGGAGUACACGGUCGGGGGAGCUGCUGUGGCUAGAGGCAUUUCCCCAAAUCUGGCCAUAUUUUUUGGAGGUUCUGCCAACUUACCUGGCUGGCUGUCACGCAGACUAAUCCCCGGGACGAGCAUCGUCUGUGAUCCUUGCGCUUUUCUACUUGUGGCCGCUGUAACUUGCCUUCUAUCCACCGGUAUACGAGAGAGUGCAUUCGUCCAGACGGUGAUGACUGCUGUCAACUGUUCUGUUCUUCUGUUUGUUAUAGUGGUGGGUUCUUGGCUUGGUUUUCGAAAUGGCUGGCCUGGCUACAAUCUCGCCGGCGGAUACAUGCCAUUUGGCGUCAGUGGUCUUCUCAGUGGCGCGGCGACUGUAUUUUUUGCAUUUAUUGGCUUUGAUGCUGUUGCAAGUACCGCUGAAGAGGUAAAACAUCCGCAGCGGGAUCUUCCUAUCGGCAUUGGCCUGUCGCUCUUCAUUUGCGGCAGCAUAUAUAUCGUGGUAUCCGCUGUUAUGGUGGGGAUAGUACCUUACUACGAAAUGGAUCUUGACACUCCCAUGCCCACCGCCUUCAUGAAAAAUGGGUUGCACUGGGCAAUGUAUGCUGUCGCAGCUGGUGCCGUAGCAGCAUUGUCUACGGCUCUUUUGGGAGCUCUACUUCCACAACCAAGAAUUUUAAUGGCCAUGUCCCGCGACGGUCUUCUUCCACCUUUGUUCUCCAAAGUGAACAAGGCUACUUCAGUUCCUGUAUACAGCACAGUUGUGACAGGGUUCGCGGCCGGCUGCAUGGCAUUUCUCUUGAACGUCGACGAGCUUUCGGGAAUGGUAAGCGUUGGCACGCUGAUGGCCUUCUCGAUCGUGGCCGUGUCGAUAUUGAUUCUUCGGUACGUUCCCCCCAUUGAGCCUCUGGUACUUUCAGCGGCUCCCACCCAGGAAGUUCCCUUUGUUAAAAAGAAGUCGGGCAUUCCAGUUCAUCUUAAGAAGGAAGAGCACGCUUCUCCGAUUCUAUCUAUUUUCUCAGAAUCAUCUAUACCAGAAGUGGACGACGAUGCGACCUCUCUCAGUAGCAGCUCUUCUUCCAAUGAUUUGACGAUGGAAGACGACAGCGCGCUUCAAUCGGGGAUGCCAUCUUCAUCUCGACUUGCUCUCGACGACGAAAAAGAAAAGGAGGAACGCAGACGAAGAUACGCUGCUUGUGGAAUCUCUGGUGUUUGCAUUGGAGUGGUGCUGUUGAGCAUCGCGACAAGCGCAACUUUAUUACCCAGCUGGCUGUGCUGGAUUAUGGGAGUGAUUGGAACUUCCAUGUUGCUCGUUGGAAGCGCCAUUCUCUUGCUCAUCGAUCAGGACGAGGGCCGUCACCAAUUUGGACAAUCAGGAGGAUUUCACUGUCCUGGGGUUCCUGUUCUUCCUAUCCUGUGUAUAAUGGUUAAUGUGUAUUUGCUGGCGAACCUUGGGAGCGUCACUUGGCUCAGAGUUUCGGCAUGGCUCGUCAUUGGCGUAUUCGUGUACAGCUUUUACGGUAUCCACCACAGCUCCUUGUCAAAGGAUUUACAUACAAUCAUGUAAAUAACGAAUGGGAUUUUAUAUCCGGUUCUAAUCUGGUCAUCAGUUCGAUUCCUGCCAAUUACAUUCUUUCCUCGAGUCGCCACGCAGAAUCCAAAUGAAAAUAAAAAAGAUAAAAGAAAUAAAAUGUGAUUAAAAUGA